GUGCCAGAAAUCCUGACAAUCCUUUACGAUCAUCUGCCAGCUGCUCAGCAGGGCAGCCUGAAGGAGUUCCUCUUUGAGGCAGUGUCUGUCCUGGGCUGCUAUCACCCUGAGGCAGUAACCAACAGCCUCCUCCAGAGACACCUGCCCAUGGACAGUGAUACCGUGGAGCUGUGGAGGACUCUUGGCAGAGGCAUCUUUGCAAUUGAAAUGCUCCAGUUGCUAAUGGGCAAACUGGAGAGCGCUGAAGACACCCCCGCCAGAAGCAACUGCCUCGAUGAGGAAGGGAGCGACAAUCUGGCUGCGCUGGAGCCUCUCAUGGUAACCUGUGCCCUCCGUGAGCUGGUGUAUUCCCUGGAGCCCCGGGAAAGUGUGUCUCUCCUGCUGCCACGGCUGUUUCCAAUGCUGCUGAAACAAAUCAGCAACACUCUUGGAAAGGAGCUGCCUUCAUCUGCAGGAAGAGUUGAAGACGAGCCAGUCCUUGUGGCAAGUGGUGAAGGCAGCAGUCCUUGCAGGCUUUCCAUCAAAGCAUUAGAUACUGUGCUCUGCAAGUGCAUCAGUGAGAAAUGCAUGGGGAUUCUCCGGAAGCAGAACACAUGGGCUUUUCUUGAAAAUCCCCGGACAUACCAUGAGGGCAUGUGUCUGCUGACUAGUGUUCUCCUCCAAACUGAUGUGGUCACGGUGACCACCAUACGUGCUGUCUUGCCAUGGCUGGACUCGCCAUCAGCAAACCUGAGGAUCAUGGCAGCAUCUUUCUUUGCUGAGCUGAUGAAGGCGCCAAUGCUUCAGAAGUGGAAGCUACUUCAGCCUGUCCGCCGUGCAUUGGUGGACAAAUCCCUGGAUGCCAGCAGCACUGUGCGCCGGAUGGCAGUGAGGGGCCUGGGCAAUCUGGCCAGUGGAGCACCUGAGAAGCUGAGAAAGCACAAGAAGGCCAUUCUGAAGGCGUUAAUGAGGGCCAUCAAGGACGUCACCUCUUCUGAGAUCGUGGGCGAGAGUUUGUCAGCUCUGGCGAAAGUGGUGGCAGAGCUGGGAGAGAAGGACAUUGGAGUCACCUUUAAAGAAAUCGCCCUUUAUACCAAGACUUUCUUUGAUGUCGACGAGGCAGUCCUUCGUUCCUCAGCCUUCACCUUGUAUGGAGUCCUGGCCUCCUCUGCCAAGAGGAAAUGGAAAUCUUUUCUCGGCAAAGAAAUUACAACUUCUACGUGGACCAGAAUUAUGCUCCAUCUUCAGGACCCAGAUCCAGAAGUUUGCAAUGCCUGUCGAAGCACUUUCCUGCUCUGCACUCCAUUCCUGGGCCUGCAGAAGCUGCAAACCCAAGUUGCUCUGAACACCGAGAAGAGUGCAGAAGAGCUCCAGGAAGCUGUCUGCAGUCACCUGGCCAGAGACAUGCCAGAGCUUCUGCAAAGCGUCUAUGACACCCUCCAGACCUACUUCUGGAGCUCGUGUUGGGGGAUGCGGACUGCAGCCAUCCAAUUAGCUGGUAAGAGACAAAGCUGA
Molecule: messenger RNA, 1494 nt
Organism: Dromaius novaehollandiae (emu)
Lineage: Eukaryota; Metazoa; Chordata; Aves; Casuariiformes; Dromaiidae
Product: maestro heat-like repeat-containing protein family member 2B
Exons: 10
Cellular component (GO): cytoplasm
Source: RefSeq, a predicted model, not a curated record